UCUUACCCAGAUACAACAGAUACGUUUUUUUCUGAUUGGCUAUUGUGUAGCCCAUUUCUUUUUUUUGAUUGGCUGAUAAGUGGCUCCUCACAGCAGAACUCCAGGGGAGCGCUUGAUUCCUCCACGGUGAGGGCAGCGCGGCCAGCUCAUGUUGGCGCGCUGCGGCACAUUAAAACAUUAAAUAGCCGAGAGUUUUUUUCAGCGUGAGAAAUACGAUGUGUGGCGGGAGUGCGUGACUUAAGACCGAAAUGCGUGAGUCUCACGCUCAAUGGAAGUAAAAUAUAACGACGCCAUUAAUUAACGCCAGUUUCGCUUGUUGUCUUUUCUGGCCAAGAGCGUCCGUUGUCUAGGCAACAAGUACACGAUCUCUCCGCUCAUCUGCGAACACGAGUGAGUCUUCACGGUUUGUUUUGUCGGCUAACAACAACUAAGACAGAGUUCAAACAUGGCAGGAGAAAAGUGGGCGUUUGAGCAAACCUUUUCUUUUAAUCAUCUUCCUUGCAAGGAGUUCUCCUUCCUCAAGGACCGGGACAUUUUAAAACUCCUCAUGAAAUGGUCCAUGCUGGGGAGGAUGUCAGCUCAGUCUUACAGCUUUGACCAGUGCUUUUACCCCUACAACAGUCACGCGUUUGCACUGUGUUUCUUUAGAGACCCCAAUGUGGCAUCCAGUCUAAGAAAGAUGGAGGCCGGAGCCUGGGUGCCUCUUGACAAGCCGGUGGUGUCUGUUGACGUGGAGCCGGUGCAGUGCACUAAAGUCUCCAUGGAGCUGUUCGACCCAAUCUACUCUUCUGGGAUUGUGAGGCCCUCUGGACAUGUAGUCAAAUGUAUUCAUGAUGUCUACCCCGACUAUGAUGAACUCAGACAGAUGUUGCAGGAGGAGGACUCUGAGCACCACGAUGUGGUUGGGAAGGAGGAGCAAGGAGAGUUUCUGUUUCGCCUCUUUAAACACUUGUGUAUUGGGGGAGAGUUAUGUCAGUACGAAGACACCAUCGAUCCUUACAUCAGCACCACAAAGCACAUCUACAAAGACCUGAUCAGUGUUCAGAAGGAUCCAGAGACUAAGAAGAUCAGCGUUGUCUCCACAGUCCUUAAAGUCUGUGCCUACGACGAGUCUGGACGAUGUUAUCCCGGAAGACGAGAGGAGGAGCAGACGUUUGCCUAUGUGAUCGUGGACCCCUUCAAACGACAUGCAACGUUGUUCUCCCACUUCUACGGUGUAGGACAGUUCACUUUGUGACAGAGCAGAGCUGGGCGCUGGAAGAAGAGUUUGUUAGAUUCCUUGUGCACAUGUAAAAACAGAUGAGCUCAGACUGGGAGCCGUGUCCAGAAACUAGUUGUACACAAUGAAUUCCCAGUUUGAGUGACAAAAAGAGAUGGAUUCAUUAUUUUUGUUAUAGUUAAGUGUCAAUAAAAUGCUUUUGAACAGCCUUAAAAUGACUAUGCCUGCCGUUACAUGAU
This is a messenger RNA of Pseudoliparis swirei, 1458 nucleotides long. It is a transcript of the gene cfap300, whose product is annotated as cilia and flagella associated protein 300. The record is from RefSeq and is a predicted model, not a curated record. The coding region runs from base 446 to 1237 and encodes 263 amino acids. NCBI's taxonomy places the organism in Eukaryota, Metazoa, Chordata, Actinopteri, Perciformes, Liparidae. The transcript has 7 exons.